CUUCUCUCCUCCUUUUCCUCGGAGAGGAGCAGCAGCGCGACAAGACGGGACGGACGACAGCACGGAGGCUGUCUUACCUUGGAUGUCCUUGGGAGAUUUUCUUCUUAUGUUCUUGUGGCCAAGAACCAAGCCUACUGAUGCACUGCGUGCAGCUACACGGACCGGGGAGGGACGAGAGAUACUACGAAGAUGUGCAGUGCAGAGCCGGAGGAGUCUAGUAUGCCGGAGGAGGAGAGGACAUGGAAGGUUGGCCUCUUAUUUGCCCUUGGGGAGGGCGCACGUGGGAGACUUGCGCUGAUGGCAGAGGAUGCUGUGCUUCGGAGAGAGGCAGUGGAUGAACUUGUUCGUCAUUGCUUGUUUAUCCCACCUCCCCCGUUGGAGGGGGAAGAUCAGGCGGAGGACCUGGUAGGCGCUAUGGGUAGCGGCUUUGGUGCAGCUUUGCUCUCGUGGGGUGAGAAGUACGGAGUUGAGAUACACGAUGGGGAUCCGGCGUGCAUGGAAGAGGAGCGGUGCGACGGUCACUUUUCGCGGCAGGAGGUGUUUGCACUGGGUAUAACACUGCAUGGAAUGGCGACGCGCUGGAGGUACACGGCUUCCUGGAUGGAUGAGAUGAUGUCGCGCUGCCUUCGGAUGAAGAGGUGUGAGGCGUGUUGGGCUUCCCUGGGACGGGUAGGUUCACGUAAUGUGCUUGCUCCCGAGGUUGCACACAUGGUGCGUGUGCACGCUUCCGAUCGAGAGAGAGGUAUGGUUCGCUGGGCGUCUAUGUUGCUGGUCUUGUGCGCUGCUGCGCGUGUCCUGGGGGACGAGAGAUUGUAUCAGAUGGCGGAUCGGGCAUUCCGCGGGUACUUCCCCUCGGAGGGAGCUCCUCAGUGGGGUUGCUGGUGACCAUACGUGGGCGUCGUCCCGGUGGGACUUGAAAACUGGUAGCAGAGCUGGCUUUCUGUGUUCUACACACUGGAGUUUGCUCCUGGGCUUUCCUCUUCACCGUGCCCGUGGCGUGAGGAGGGCUUUUGUUGCAGGUGGCAGCAGAGUUUGGACAACAGGGCUUGUAGUCCGGUGUCCUCGUGUAGGAGCCAUGUGGCGAUAGAGCAGUUGAUGCAGUGAUGAUAGCUAGACUUAUCAGCAGAAGAUCAGGGUGAUUACUAGAUGAACAGAGUGAAGUGUGGAACAACCAGCAAUGGAAUGCAAUGAAAUGAAAUGUAGAGUCGUGUGUUAGAGUAGAACAAAACACCAGAAAGUAUCACGAGAUGUGCUAAAC
Molecule: messenger RNA, 1258 nt
Organism: Microdochium trichocladiopsis
Lineage: Eukaryota; Fungi; Ascomycota; Sordariomycetes; Xylariales; Microdochiaceae
Exons: 1
Coding region: 190-885 (231 amino acids)
Source: RefSeq, a predicted model, not a curated record